Molecule: messenger RNA, 1380 nt
Organism: Medicago truncatula (barrel medic)
Lineage: Eukaryota; Viridiplantae; Streptophyta; Magnoliopsida; Fabales; Fabaceae
Exons: 3
Coding region: 82-1212 (376 amino acids)
Source: RefSeq, a predicted model, not a curated record
AUGCUGAUUAUGUUCUCAUCUUAAAAUCUCAAAACCUCAAUUAACAAUCUUAAUCUAUAACCAAUUGGGCCCUAUCAACACAUGUUGUGCCAAAAUCACUCUUACAUGUUCGUGGCGAUUAGAGAGAUAUUGUCACACCCUUUGAUGAUUUUUCUAAUCUUGUAUAAAAAGACAUUCAUUGUUCAUUCUAUUUUCCACACACAACAUUUGAGUCAAACAUUAGAGACCACGUUAAUAUUCAUCAUGGGUGCAACAUCUAUGUCCCGUGUUACUAGGUAUUUGCCUGUUGGUUUUCGUAGGGAAUUGUCUAGGCAAAAACUGCAGCAAUAUGCAGAUACGAGUUUUGAUGAUGUUGAAUUUGAAUUUCUUGAUGAUUGUGAUAUGGGUUUAGGUAUUGGUAAUAGUUCAAGUAGUGAUGAGUUUCAUCAUGAUAAUCAUAUGGAGUUGGAUGUUGAAGAAGAUGAUGAUAAAUGUGAGAAGGUUAAUGAAGAUAGCAAUAAUGAAAAGAAUAGAAAUUUUUGGGACAGCCAAUUCCAGCUUUUGCAGACCAACCUAUACAGAACAAGUUCUAUGGAAAUAAGCAUAAGAAAUGCAACAAAAGAAGCAAUUGAAAAAAUAAAUGGAUCAAAAUUGGAGUGCAUUUGCAGUGGACAGAGUGGUGCAAACAGAUCAUGUCGACAUUGUUUUAUGAGACAAGUCUCUAGCCAGCUUCAGAAUGCUGGUUUUAACAGUGCCAUUUGUAAUACUAAAUGGAUAAAUUCAUAUACUCUUCCAUCAGGGGAGCAUACAUUUUUGGAUGUGAUGUAUACUACAAGCAAAGAGAAAGGAGAUAUUAGGGUGAUAAUAGAACUAAACUUUCGAGCACAAUUUGAGAUGGGAAAAGCAAGUGAGGACUAUAACCGUCUUGUGAGGAAACUCCCUGAGGUUUAUGUAGGAAAAGCAGAGAGAUUAAGUAACAUAAUCAAGAUUAUGUGUAUGGCAGCUAAAAGGUGUUUGAAGGAAAACAAAAUGCAUAUGGGACCAUGGAGAAAACAUAAAUACAUGCAAGCUAAAUGGUUAGGUCCAUUUAAAAGGAACACUUCAACAAAUUCACUUUCAUUGGGAUAUUCUGAGAGGAAUAUUAAUCCAAAGCAGAAGCCAAAGGCAUCAAUGUUAACCAUUGAUUUAUUAGAGAAUAUUCCGAAUAUGCAUACUACUGUUAAAGUUGUGUAAAUUGCUAUUAUUGGUCAAGGUGGAUACUUAGUUUUUUUUUCUGAAAGAAAGGUGGAAACUUAGUUAAUUGGUUUUUUCUUUAUUUUUUGGGAAUUGAUAGAUCUAGCAAGAAAAGUAUCACGAAAAUAUCCCGAUAGUAUAAUUAUUCAACAUCUUUCCUUAAUUAUA